AUGGCGGUGGCCAAGGUCAUGGUGGUGGUGACAAUGAUGGUGGUGGUGAUGGUGAUGAUGGUAAGUGAUGGUAAUAGUGAUGGUGGUGGUGGCUAUGGUGGUGGUAGUGGUGAGAAUGGUGGUGACAACGAUGGUGUUGAUGUGAUGGUGGUGAUGGUAGUGGUGGGUGGUGACAGUGAUGUUGGUGGUGGCAAUGAUGGUGGUGGCAGUGACAGCAAUGGUGGUGACAAUGAUGGUGUUGGUGGUGGUGUUAUUGAUGGUGGUGACGAUGGUAACAGUGAUGGUGGUGGUGGCAAUGGUGGUGGUAGUGAUGUCUUCAUCAUUGGUUACUGUGAGGAUUAA
Molecule: messenger RNA, 342 nt
Organism: Manis javanica (Malayan pangolin)
Lineage: Eukaryota; Metazoa; Chordata; Mammalia; Pholidota; Manidae
Source: RefSeq, a predicted model, not a curated record